GCACAAAUCACGUACCUAUUUAUCCAUCGUCUAUGGUUGAGUGCUAACAUAACCACAAACAUUUAAAAUGGUUUUUUAUUUCGAAAGCGAUGUGGUUUCUCCACCAGUCACAUUAUUUAUGGGCAUAGACAAGCAUGAAAAUGAAGAUCUAAUAAAGUGGGGUUGGCCUGAAGAUGUAUGGUUUCAUGUUGACAAGGUGUCAUCAGCACAUGUUUAUUUACGACUUAAAUCUGGUCAAACUAUUGACGAUAUUCCCACAAAUGUCCUAGAAGAUGCCGCACAAUUGGUAAAAGCAAACAGCAUUCAGGGCAAUAAAAUGAAUGAUAUCGAGGUUGUUUAUACUAUGUGGGUUAAUUUGAAGAAGACUGCAGCCAUGGAGAUAGGCCAAAUUGGAUUUCAUAAGGAAAAAGAGGUGCGCAAGAUUAAAGUUGCAAAACGGAUAAAUGAUAUUGUUAACCGAUUGAAUAAGACAAAGAAGGAAUUAUUUCCAGAUUUCCGUGCAGAACGUGAAAAGCGCGAUCGGCUAGAACGUGAAGAUAAAAAGAAACAACUACGGGAACAAAAAGAAAAAGAGAAGAUGGAAGAGAAACGAAAAGCCGAAGACGCUGAUAUGCGCAGUUACAGUACACUUUUUAAAGUAGGCAGUAUGACCCUUAACACCGAUGAUGGUAACGAUUCUGACGAUUUCAUGUAAUUAAUAAAGAAUACAAUAUUAGGUAUUGUAAAA
Messenger RNA from Photinus pyralis (common eastern firefly), 727 nucleotides. Its product is annotated as coiled-coil domain-containing protein 25-like. The record is from RefSeq and is a predicted model, not a curated record. Lineage: Eukaryota; Metazoa; Arthropoda; Insecta; Coleoptera; Lampyridae. The transcript is spliced from 3 exons. The coding region runs from base 68 to 694 and encodes 208 amino acids.